Cuscuta europaea is the source of this 792-nucleotide messenger RNA. The record is from the annotation of a GenBank genome assembly. Lineage: Eukaryota; Viridiplantae; Streptophyta; Magnoliopsida; Solanales; Convolvulaceae.
CGGGAACCAAACCACAAUUUGCUGAAUGGAAACGCUAAGAAUUUUUAGAUACUUGCAGGGGACUAUUGAGCAUGGUUUGUGGCUUCAGCCUACAUCUCGACCUACUUGUGUCAUUGCCUACUCUGAUGCUGAUUGGGCUGGUUGUCCAGAUACGUCCCGCUCCACAACUGGUUUUGCAGUUUUCUUGGGCGCGAAUCUUGUCUCCUGGAAGUCGAAAAAGCAGCCUACUGUCUCCAAAUCCUCUACAGAAGCUGAAUAUACGUUCAGGAUACCCUGCAUAUACGUUCCAUAUUGUUUGAGCUCGGCUAUCCCAUUACUACGCCGGUCCAGCUUUUUGUGAUAAUAUUUCUGCUUCUUAUCUCACUGCUAAUCCAGUUCCGCAUGCUCGUAGCAAGCACAUUCAGAUUGACUAUCACUUUGUCAGGGAGCGUGUGGCUCAUGGAGAUAUAAUUGUGAAGUACAUCCCUACUCAGUUACAGUUAGCUGACAUUUUUACUAAAAGUCUUUCUAGUCAGCAAUUUCAUUUUUUAAAAGACAACCCGUGCGUUGUAUCUCUCGCACAGUUUGAGGGGGUGUAAUAGAAUAUUAUUAGGAAGAUUUGUUUCCUAUUGUGUAUUAAACUCUUUUAUUAUAAAUAGACAUCCAGGGCUCCUAUUGGAGCACCUUUCCCCGUUAUUUCACACAUUUUUUUGCUUUUUAUUUUAUUUUUCUAGGAGAUGUAUGUGCAUUAUUUAUUACACAAUAAUGAAAUUAAAUGAUUAGUUAUAAUAUAUUAUUAAAUGUAACAAUUUA